GCCUGCCCCGCGCUCCGCAGUGUCCCCGUGCGCCUCGAAGCUCCGCGCCGCCUGCCACGGCGCGCACCUUCCGCAUCUGCUCACCCCUUCCACCUGAGCUCUCCACAGCGGGCGAGGUGCUCGGCUUGUCGGGGCCCUCCUCCACAUCUCGCUUCACCUCCUCCUUACCGCGCCCCGCUCUCCACUGGAGCGGCAUAAUCGAGGGCUGCCCAAGUCGGGAAGGAGAUGCUCAGGGUCUCUGGGGCGCACCCUCCUGUCCCGCUCAGCCGCACCCAGCUUUGGAAGACACUCUGAGCAGCCAUUCUCGAGCUCCAGCUGAGAUACCUUCUCGCCUAGACUCCAAUCCUUGCCUAGACCCCCGACCCCAACGUUUUCCCAAGGGGCCGGGCCCCCUCUUGUCGUGUCCCUCAUGGCCAAGCCUCUGCUGCUGGUUCUCUGCUUCGCUCUGGUUGCGGCUCGGGGCUGGGAAUCCAGCACUCCCCCCACGGGAACCAGCGAGCCCCCAGACCUGCAGACGGUGGCGCCCACGGAGGACGAGACUCUGCAAAAUGAAGCGGACAACCAGGAGAACGUUUUAUCUCAGUUGCUGGGAGACUAUGACAAGGUCAAGGCUGUGUCCGAGGGCUCGGACUGUCAGUGCAAGUGUGUGGUGAGACCCCUGGGCCGAGAUGCCUGCCAGAGGAUCAACGAGGGGGCCUCCAGGAAGGAAGACUUCUACACAGUGGAAACCAUCACCUCGGGCUCGUCCUGCAAGUGUGCCUGUGUCGCACCCCCUUCGGCCCUCAAUCCCUGUGAGGGAGACUUCAGGCUCCAGAAGUUGCGGGAGGCUGACAGCCGGGACUUGAAGCUCUCCACCAUCAUAGACUUGCUGGAAGGAGCUUUCUAUGGUCUGGAUCUCUUGAAGCUGCAUUCAGUCACCACCAAACUGGUGGGACGAGUGGAUAAACUGGAGGAGGAAGUUUCUAAAAACCUCACCAAGGAAAACAAGCAAAUCAAAGAGGACAUGGAAGAAAUUCAGACCGAGAUGAGCAAGCGAGGCAAGGAGAACUGUUCCAGUUACAUCCUGGAGAGCAUGCCGGACAUCCGCUCGGCUCUGCAGGGGGACGCGGCGGCAGCCUAUGCCCACCCAGAGUAUGAGGAGCGGUUUCUGCGAGAGGAAACAGUGUCCCAGCAGAUCAACGCCAUCGAGCUCCUGCAGACGCGGCCUCUGGCUCCGCCUGAGGUGGUGAAGCCCCAGCGGCCCCUGCAGAGGCGGGUGCACCUGAGGGGCCGGCCGGCCUCCAAGCCCACCGUCAUCCGGGGCAUCACCUACUACAAAGCCAAGGACCCCGAGGAGGAGAAUGACAUCGAAGAGCAGCAUGACGAGUUUUUCAGCGGUGAAAAUGGAGUGGAUUUACUGAUUGAAGAUCAGCUGCUGAGACACGACAACCUGCUGACCAGCACCCCCCAGAGGCCAGCAGCCACCCAUCUCGACGUUGCUGGGACAACUGACCCCAGUGUCCCCACCACAGCCCUGCCCUCUGCUCUGCCCAAGGCCUCAACCUCAGCUCCUGGUGUCACUGACCCGCCUCUCUCUACCUCAGUGGAACCCCUCCCAACAACACUCCAAGCCACCUCUGAGUCUUCAGAUCCUAUGGGGGAGGAAGUCCUUAAACCUUCUACGCAGGUGCCAGCUACCACCGUGGCACAGACAGCUACCCAGCAACCUCCGGUCUCAGCUUCCCCCGCAGUGACUUCUGGGGACGCAUUUAUGGAAACUGCCAGCCCGGCUGCAGUUCCCCUCACCACCGUCAGGACAGACUCGCCGGGGAAUGAUGCCACCACCGGGCAGCGCGCAAUCCCCGCCAGCCCCACCCUGAGCCCCGAGGAAGAAGAUGACAUCCGGAAUGUCAUAGGAAGGUGCAAAGACACACUUUCCACAAUCACCGGACCAACCACCCAGAACACAUAUGGGCGGAACGAAGGGGCCUGGAUGAAAGACCCCUUGGCCAAGGACGAACGGAUUUACGUAACCAAUUAUUACUAUGGCAACACCCUGGUUGAGUUCCGGAACCUGGAGAACUUCAAACAGGGUCGCUGGAGCAAUUCUUACAAGCUCCCCUACAGCUGGAUUGGCACGGGCCAUGUGGUGUACAAUGGUGCCUUCUACUACAACCGGGCCUUCACCCGCAACAUCAUCAAGUAUGACCUGAAGCAGCGCUACGUGGCCGCCUGGGCCAUGCUCCACGACGUGGCCUAUGAGGAGACCACGCCCUGGCGGUGGCAGGGCCACUCCGACGUGGACUUUGCUGUGGAUGAGAACGGCCUGUGGCUCAUCUACCCGGCCCUGGACGACGAGGGCUUCAGCCAGGAGGUCAUCGUCUUGAGCAAACUCAAUGCCGUGGACCUAAGCACGCAGAAGGAGACCACGUGGCGCACGGGCCUCCGGCGGAACUUCUAUGGUAACUGCUUUGUCAUCUGCGGGGUGCUGUAUGCCGUGGACAGCUACAACCAGCGGAACGCCAACAUCUCCUAUGCCUUCGACACCCACACCAACACACAGAUCAUCCCCAGGCUGCUGUUUGAAAAUGAGUAUUCCUACACCACCCAGAUAGACUACAACCCCAAGGACCGCCUGCUCUAUGCCUGGGACAAUGGCCACCAGGUCACCUACCAUGUCAUCUUCGCCUACUGACACCCCAGCCCCAGCAAGCAGAAGCUGCAGAGGGGUCAUUAGCACCUUGAGUGUGUGUUUGUGAGUGUGAGUGUGUGUAGAGGGGCAUAUGUUGUUUAAAAAUUAUAUAUUAUUUUGUGUAAUAUUACAAAUGGUGAAAUGACAAUUUGGUUUAUUUUUUUUUUACAUGGAUUGUAGAUCAAUCCAUAUGUGUAUGUGCUGGCCUCAUCCUCCACGGAUUAUAUUUUUGUGCAAAUGUACUUCUCCUUUGGACCAGUAACCACCUUCUUUCUAACCCCCAAUGCCUCCAGCUCCCAGAUCUUGACUGUUGAAAAGGUUUCUUCAUUUGGGUCUUGCAGACGGCACUAGGAGCAGGAGCGAAGGAGGCAAGAAAGAAGGGCUAGGUGGUGGGGGAAAAUGUUUAUGUAUUGGAGAAAUUUAAA
Messenger RNA from Choloepus didactylus (southern two-toed sloth), 3096 nucleotides. RefSeq names its product olfactomedin like 2B (gene OLFML2B). Gene Ontology annotation, biological process: signal transduction. The transcript has 8 exons. Lineage: Eukaryota; Metazoa; Chordata; Mammalia; Pilosa; Megalonychidae. The record is from RefSeq and is a predicted model, not a curated record. Bases 410 to 2674 code for a protein of 754 amino acids.